ACUUACAAAUAAACGCUGGAUUUGCCUUUCAUUGGACAUUUUCCAGCCCAUUGGGCUUGAGCAAGGAAGUCGUUCGGGCCCAGCCCAAUAGGCAAAUGCAAUUGAACCGAAAUGGCGUCGUUGCCGUAUCGCGAAAAAGGAAAAACCCUUUCAGCUUCUUCAGGGUUUGAAUCGGAAUCUCCAAAAACUCGAAGGAAGCAGAAGUGAGCCUCCCAUGGCGUCCUCGAGAGUUCUGUCUAGAUUAUCGUCCCGAUUAAAGCCCUUCGCUUGCAAUUCCAACAAGAGAUCUUUAGCUUCCGAGUUCUCUUCACUCAAAUCAGCUUCUUUCUCUGAGGCUUCUCUUCUUACUGGUCGGUUUCGUCGCACUUCAAGAUUACCAUUGCAAUUGAGCAGUGUUGAGUCGAUGAUGCCGUUACACAGCGCAGUGGCUUCAGCAAGAUUAAUAUCGAGCUUGUCCAUUGAAUCUCAGCACUGGGGAUUGGUUCCUCAAGGAAUUUCAAUGCCUUUAUGACAGUCUUCCUAUGCCUAGAGUUGUCUCUAUUUGAUGGCUUUGUAGUGUUAACAUAGACAUUUUGUUUUAAAGUGCCUUCGGAGUUUGGAGGCUAGAGAAUUAAAUGGUUUUAUCAGGAAUCUGUAUCUGUUUUCUUCAUUUCCUUUCCUCAAAUUCUCUUUUUAGAGAUGCUAAGAAAAGUUUUGCGUAAUCCAAAACAAAAUACACAUUAUCAUUGAUAAAAGUGCCCAACAAUA
Morus notabilis is the source of this 747-nucleotide messenger RNA. Its product is annotated as protein NUCLEAR FUSION DEFECTIVE 6, chloroplastic/mitochondrial. The record is from RefSeq and is a predicted model, not a curated record. Gene Ontology annotation, cellular component: mitochondrion. Lineage: Eukaryota; Viridiplantae; Streptophyta; Magnoliopsida; Rosales; Moraceae. The coding region runs from base 215 to 511 and encodes 98 amino acids. The transcript is spliced from 3 exons.